Sclerotinia sclerotiorum 1980 UF-70 is the source of this 228-nucleotide messenger RNA. RefSeq lists its product with no specific name. The transcript has 2 exons. Bases 1 to 228 code for a protein of 75 amino acids. The record is from RefSeq and is a predicted model, not a curated record. NCBI's taxonomy places the organism in Eukaryota, Fungi, Ascomycota, Leotiomycetes, Helotiales, Sclerotiniaceae.
AUGACUCCUAGGUACUCAAUGGAAAAGAAAGCACUCCUAGCCCAAUCCAUUAAGACAGAAGUGGCCACAUGGUUGAUGACCUCUGUUGUAACAUCACCACACCCUCAAAAUGAGAAAGAUGUUUCACAACUGCAGUCGCCUUUCUCAACGCAACCCAGAAAACUCAAUUUACCUUUAACCACAGCCAACAACAGCACACCCUCGAAUCUCUAUAAUGCCUUGCAAUAG